CAUAAAUAAACUCCUGGAUUCACACUGUCAGUAGAACAAAUUUUUGAUAACAUAAAAUUUGUUCCCUUAAUUAAUCGACGGACCCAGCAAAAAAGUAUUCUGACACAAAUCUCUUGUUGAGUCCCUCGAAGUCACAAAGGCUAGAUGAAAAUAUCUGAUGCUAUUGCCUCCCAACAUCAAGACAAGAGUUAAUCAGUUCAUGCUGGUCCAUCAACACAGUGAUCAAAUUGGACCCAGCAAACUGUUGUGCGCCAGUUGCCAUGUUUGCGUUGCAUAAACAUUUGCGUUAUUACUUUGGCAAUCGUUAUUAUAUGUAUUAUCGACAAUGCUCGCAAAAAGCGAAAACGGGCAUAAUGCUACUAAAUAUGGGUGGCCCGGAAACUACAAAGGAAGUACAAAAUUUUUUAACACGUCUAUUCUCUGACAAAGAAAUUAUCCGUAUGCCGUUCCAAGAUCUUCUAGCUCGUUUUGUAGCAUGGAAAAGGUCACCUAAGAUCGAGGAACAGUAUUCUCGAAUUGGUGGUGGGUCUCCAAUUCUCUAUUGGACCAGAGUACAAGGUGAAAUGAUAGUAAAACACUUAGACGCUAUUAGCCCAGAAACAGCUCCUCAUAGAUUCUACGUUGCAUUUCGUUAUGUCCAUCCUCUUGUGGAAUCUUGUGUUAAUGAAAUGGAAAGAGACGGUGUAGAGCGUGUUGUUGCUUUUAGUCAGUAUCCACAGUACAGCUGUGCUACUUCGGGAAGCAGUUUAAAUGCCAUUGUUCGUCAUUACGAAAGUGAAGAAAAAACUUUCAAUGGUGUGGAAAGUAUUGAGCUUCCUUCUGUACAGAACAAAAGCCCUGGACCAAUCUGGUCCUUUAUUGACAGAUGGCCUGUUUUCCCCCCGUUGGUUAACAGUUUCGCCAAUAAAAUUCUUGGCGAGCUCCAGAGUAUUAAUGAUGAAACAGAGCGUGCGAAUACCGUCCUAAUUUUCAGUGCACAUUCGGUUCCACUAUCUGUCGUCAAUCGCGGUGAUCCUUAUCCUCAGGAAGUAGGUGCCACUGUUCACGCAAUCAUGAAACAACUCAAUUUCUCAUGGCCUUAUCGUCUUACUUGGCAAUCUAAAGUUGGUCCAGCUGCUUGGUUAGGUCCAUCAACAGUAGACACCCUAUAUGGGUUGAGUCGUUUGGGAUAUCGACACGCACUAUUAAUUCCUGUUGCAUUCACUCUAGAUCAUAUUGAAACCCUGUAUGAAAUGGACAUAGAAUAUUGCUCUGAAAUAGCAGCUAAAGCCGGUAUGGUUUCUGUACGCAGAUCACAAUCACUGAAUGGUGACCCUGCAUUCAGUCAAGGCCUAGCUGAAUUAGUCCUAGAUCACCUUCGUCGGGGUGAUCCAUGCUCGAAACAGUUCAUGCUUCGCUGUCCGAUGUGUACUAACCCAUCUUGUGAACGUACCAGAAAGUUCAUUAUGGCCCAAAAAGAACGAGUACAUGGAUGGACAACUCUGCACUUGCCGAACAGUGAGCGUGUACGCUCAUGUAGAUAUAACUAAAGACUGAAACCAUUUUUAAUUGUUUCUAAAUAAAAAUUUUCUGUUUCGAAUCUUUUGAUUCUUAGCUACUACUUUUAAUAAUUAGGAUCCUAGUAACUAUUUACUUUACAUGAACUAUGCUCCUCAUACGACUGUCACAUUUCAAAUAUAAAACAUUGUAGAUAAAAUUUCUCAGUCCACAGUCUAAUUCUUCUCUACAAAAUCAACUAUUUUUCAUUUGUAUUCUUGUGAUCUAAUGAAAUGGUGUUUUUCAUUGAUCCCGUGGUCUGUACACUUUCACCCAACGGUGUUUUAGACUAUUAGGAAUAUAAGGUCUUUUUCCAACCCAAAAAUAUAUUUAUCGAUAUCUAAAUCAUUUAGGUUUUGAAUUGCAUUUCAUCCUGCCCACUUUUCUAUGAGGUUCCAUGUCAUGCGAAUCGCUCACACAAUAUACGAAAAUGUAAUUGGCUGUUAAGUCCCAUCCAUUGUGCGCCAUAUCUUGGAAUGCUUAUUGCAUCAGAUUUUUAUUAUCCAGAAAAGUAAGUAGAAGUCUCAUAGGUCGGUAUAUGUUGAAAUCCUCUUUCAAAUUAAGUUACACAGGCAUUCUUUUUUGUUUUUGUUGAGAAAAAACGUUGGUAGAAUAGUGGCUAAGAAUUGCUUACCAUGCGUUUCCUGUAUACUGAUAUGAGGUAGUGCAAUUAUGUGUUCUAAUUGGAGAAAUUGAAUGGCUCAGUGUAUUGGUUCACAUCACCACACUCAAAAUUCUGCAGGAAAUAUUAAAAUUACUAUCAAUACAAAAAGUGGAGCAUGUUGACCAUUUUAUGUACUACAGUAUCUGAUGUGUGCAAUUUUCUCAAUGCCGUCAGUAACUAGGUAGUUAUAAAGUACUGGCAUCUCUCGAUUUACGUUUGAUAAGUGACCAAUAAACAUAGAUGAUGGGAAACUAUAAGUAUUCUGGUAUUGGUACUUUGUCGGUUCCACGUACUUAUUGAGAUCAAUUAAAAUUAGACUUGGGAUAAACUAGCUGGUCGCGUCAUGAAAUUGUUAUUGGCAUGAAAUCGUGUUCGAUGUUUUGAAUAUUCAAAAAUUGUUGCGAUAAAAUAUCAGGAAUUGUUAACUAAACAUUUUUUCAUGAAGCACCUAAGGUUGACUACACUAAAUGUUAUAACGAGGAAUAUAUUUUAACCAAGCGUUGACUAUUCACUAUCGCCCAAUUCACAUUUAAAAUGUAGUCGGAAGAUACACCACAAUUCCUCCCUAAAAAGCUCUGAGCUCAAGUGGACUCAAUGUUAAUAUCCG
This is a messenger RNA of Schistosoma bovis, 2807 nucleotides long. The record is from the annotation of a GenBank genome assembly. Lineage: Eukaryota; Metazoa; Platyhelminthes; Trematoda; Strigeidida; Schistosomatidae.